AUGACUACGCUUGGUGCAUGUGGAGGCGGUGGUUGGACUAUGGUUAUGAAGGUGGAUGGUUCCAAGGACACUUUCCAAUAUCAUUCCAAUCUCUGGGGUAACAUGGUGGAGUUUGACGCUUCUGCGGGGAUGACAGGAUUUGACGAACAGGAAACCAAGCUUCCAACUUACUGGAAUACAAGUUUCAAGUCGAUAUGCCUCGGUAUGAAGAACGGUGAUGAAACUAACUUCGUCUUGAUCAAUGAGCCGGCUGAUUCUCUGUAUUCUUUGAUAGCGGAUGGGCAAUACCGUAGCACUUCAUUGGGUCGCGACUCAUGGAAGUCGCUGAUUGGUUCAGAGGCCUCUUUGCAAAACUACUGUUAUGCCGAAGGGUUCAAUGUACACCCGAAUUCAACCAAUUCGAAGGCGAGAAUCGGUUUGAUCGCCAACAACGAACAAAGCUGUGGAACCUGUGAUUCUAGAAUUGGUUUUGGUUGCACAGGCGCGGGCUCCUAUACGUGUGGAAAUAGGGCAGCCAAUGGUGCAGACAACGGAGAUAAAAAUAUCAAAGUGAUGGGAUACAUCUUUGUUCAGUAA
Molecule: messenger RNA, 576 nt
Organism: Stylophora pistillata
Lineage: Eukaryota; Metazoa; Cnidaria; Anthozoa; Scleractinia; Pocilloporidae
Source: RefSeq, a predicted model, not a curated record